Arctia plantaginis is the source of this 3035-nucleotide messenger RNA. Lineage: Eukaryota; Metazoa; Arthropoda; Insecta; Lepidoptera; Erebidae. The record is from the annotation of a GenBank genome assembly.
GUAAACUUGGGUUCUUGGGCACGUUAGACGUAUACGUCCGCACGGCGAGCAAAUACGACGACUGUAGAGUCCUGCGGGUGCCUGCACUGAGGCUGUCAGUGAAGUUGGGUUGGCAGUGUGUUGCCGACCCGCGCGACCAUCACGCCGUAGCGCCUUGUGGGCCCACAAGACUACCUGAAUACUCCAGUAAUCAGGAACACGAUUCGUACAGAGCCUUUCGUUCCCAAGGUCUCGACCUACACCUCAGUAUGGAGACGAAACCGGUGGACAAGGAUGGUAGUGGUCCAGUCCUCUUAUUAUACGGAAGCACUCUAAGGUGGUUCGAGAGCCUUAAAUUGAUCCUGUCGGGUAUAACGCGCCCGACCCGGCGCGGGCGCAUCUUCAAGAACGUGCGGCCGCGCAAACCGCAGUUGUCGCGGCACUACCGCAACGUUAGCGUGUCUGUCACUCUACACAACUUACAGGUGUUCUACUGGUCUUCAUCGUCCCUCCAACGUGGUAUCGAGAUGUUAGGGGUCCGCGUCACCUGCGGCUCCAAACACAAGCUCUCUCUGGUGGCCACCAACGACGGCUUGGUCAGAAGGCCGCGGGCCAACUGGACUACAGUCUAUAUGAACUGUGAUCUCAAUGACGCUGAGAUAUGGCUGAAGACCUUGGCUGCCGAGGAGAAGGAAGGUGACGAGUACAGCCAGCUGAGCCCGUGCGUGAUGGAGAAGUGCUACUGCCUGUCGGUGCGGCGCGUGUCGUACGGGCGCGAGGCGGGCGCCAGCGCGGGCGCGCCGCCCACGCACCGCCUCGCCGUGCACGACCUGCGCGGCGCCUGGACCAAGCUCAACCGCGACCUGGCCUUCGGCCUCAUCGACACCUACAUCAAGACCCAGCAAUUGAAGAAGAAUCUGUCAACAAAAGCUCUAAAGGAAGAAGAACAACCUAACACAUCACCGAAGAACCAACGCGAAGCCGACGUUAUAUCACCGCCGCCACCCGCCGCUGCGCAGGGUGGAGGUGGGCCCGGGGGCGGCGGCAUGCUGGCGGCGCUGGUGGCGGAGGCGGGCGGGUCGGCGCCGGUGGUGUUCAGCGACGAGCUGGGCGGCAGCGACGAGCACGCGCCCGCGCCGCACCCGCCGCACGUGCGACACGUGCUCGACGACGACAACUCGCACACCGCCUGCCUCAUCGAGCUGGUGAACUCCCAGGUGGUACUGAAGGGCUGCGAGACGCGCGGCUACGUGAUCCUGUGCGCGGCGCGGGCCGAGGUGCGGCAGCGCGUGCGGCGCCAGCCCGCAGCCGCCGCGUGGUCCGGCGCGCUCUCCGCCAUGCAGUACUACGCCACUGUCAGCGCCGCCGACAGGGACCAGCUAGACGAGAACAUCCAGUGGGUGUCGGUGGAGGAGAUCUCGGAGCGCUGGCAGAGCGCGGAGAUCAGCGCGCUGCCCGACGUGCCGCGCCUGGUGGGGAGCGGCCACUCGGCCGGCGGCGUCAUCGGCCGCUGCGUGGGGCCCAGCGCCGACACCGGCCUCGCGCAGCUCCAACGCAUAGUAUCGCGGUGUGCGUGCGAGUUCUACUACGUGUCGCACGAAGAGGCCGAGCCCGUGGGGGGGCAGGGCACGGGCUGGACUCAGCAACAGCCCUACGAUUCAUUUACACUCAUGCACCACGACCUGAAUGUGUGCACUAACUCACUACAGUACGCUAUGUUGCUCGACGUGGUGAACAACGUAGUUCUCCACGUGGAGCCGGAGCGACGUCGCACGCUGGAGAGGCGGGCUCGUAUGCGGUUUCAGUUGCAGCUUCACCAGGAUCAAGACCCAAGGCAACUUAUACAUAAGUUGCAGACACAGGUGAGAGAGUCUCUUGCAAGACUUCGUCGGUUGGAGAAGGAAUACUACCUGAAGAAUAGAUCGAUGACCGGCAACGAUCCAGCUGCCUUGGAUGAGCUCAAGAGUCUUGAUGAUCAGGUGAACGAGUGCAAGGAGUCGGUGUGGUCGCUGGGCGAGGAGCUGGACGCGAUGGUGCGCGCGUGGCGCGAGGCGGAGGAGUGGCGCGGCGCGGCCGCGGCGCCGCACGUGCGCAGCGCCCACGCCGCGCCGCACCGCUACAACGAGAUCUGCUUCAAGAGUGCGCGCUGGCGCCUCACCGACGCAGACGGACAGCUCGGCAUCGCCGACCUGCUGCUCACCAACUUCUUAUACACGAAGACAUCAAGAUCAGAUGACUCGGUGGAACAUCAGCUUGAACUUGGAUACGUUAGAGUGAAGAAUCUGCUACCGAACGAGCCUUUUCCUGAGGUGUUGGUCCCGCAGGAGCCGUCAGGGCGCGCGCCCCUGGCCCGUCGCGCGGCGCUGCGCGUGUUCUGCCGCGACCGCCCGCCCGUGGGCGGCAUCGCUGUCAAGGAGCACUUCGAAGUCAACAUCGUCCCCAUACGGAUAGGUCUAACCAAGAAGUUCUUCAACACUAUGCUCAAGUUUUGCUUCCCUGAGCGCGACCCUGACUCCAUAGAAGACGGCGAAGAAGACAACGAAGGCACCUUAAAGGCGGGAGCGUCAUCAUCCAGUCUGGUGUCGACAGGCUCCAAGAAGGUUAAGAAAAAAGGGAAGGAUUCAAAUUCGAACUUCUACGUGAAGAGGGAUAAGAAGGACAAAGAUGAUGUUGAGAAGAUGAAGGAGCGAGCUGAGAAGAACAAGCUGUUCAUCUACAUCAAAAUCCCUGAAGUGCCCGUCAGGGUUUCUUACAAGGGCAGCAAAGAGAAGAACUUGGAGGAUGUAAGGGAUCUGCCCCUAGUGCUUCCUACUUUAGAGUAUCAUAACGUGACGUGGACAUGGCUGGACUUACUACUCGCUACUAAGAGUGAUACGAGGAGGGUGAUACUAUCGCAAGCUAUCCGCCAAAAACUCCAGCUGCACAGGAGAGCUGCGGCCGCGCCCGAACCUCACGAAGAGGACAAGGCGAGACUGCUGCUUGGAGAGAGAACUGUAGCAGAAAACAAACCACAAAAGAAAAGUACACCGAGUGUAUUCAAGUUCUCCAAGUCGUAG